Molecule: messenger RNA, 942 nt
Organism: Oldenlandia corymbosa var. corymbosa
Lineage: Eukaryota; Viridiplantae; Streptophyta; Magnoliopsida; Gentianales; Rubiaceae
Source: the annotation of a GenBank genome assembly
AUGUCAUCCGGAGUUGCUGGUUGUACUCAAAUCGCUUCAAAGAGUGUAGAGGGUCGCAUGGAGGCUCAAGUACAGCUCAUGAAGAGUCAAAUUGACUUCCUACAUGAUUCUUUGGCCGAGGUUAAGGAGGCAAACCGAGACUUGUCUCAAUUGCUUUCAAAUCAGCAAGAUAAAGCUAUGAAGCUAGUUUCAAAUAUCUUUUCGCAUUAUUGGUAUCGUAAUUUGGAUGAUUGGCGUGAUUUGAGAAGUGCUUUGCGAGAAAGAUAUGCUGGUACUAACACCUUUGAUGAAGCAAAAGUGAAGUUGCUCAAUUGUAAGCAGAAUGGUAGAUCCAUUCAAUCUUACUUUGAGGAAUUAGAAGGGUUGUUUCUGAGUUCAGAAGUGAAUGAGAACGACUACAUGUUGACAGACCGUUUCCACUAUGGCUUGGACAAGUGGUUCAAACAACACCCAAAGAUAAGGAGACAAUCAAGGCUCUAUGAGGCAUACUAUGCUGCCUUAGAAGUGGAAAGAGAGCUUGAUACUUCUUGUGGUUGGAAUGGUCCAAUUGAGGAUCAGGUGUUGGUGUUUGGCGCUGAAGAUGGAGAUCAACGGACUUGUAUCUUCCGUACUAAGUGUUCGGUUGGGUGGUCCAAUGAAGUUGAUUUGGUAAUCGACGGAGGGGAUGAUGAGAAUCAUGUAGCCUUCCAUGGAGGUUCUCCUAGUGAGGGGAAUGAGCUAGUCCUUCAUUCUAGUUUUGGAAUGCCAAGUUUACUUUGCAGGCCAAUCAAGGAAGAAAGGAUGGAUCUUGACUACCUAUGUGAUAGGGAGUUGGUUCAAAAGAGCUAUGAUCAAGGUGAUGAGAAUGUCAUUAACUUUGGGGUUCAAACCAAAGGAGAUGAAGACCUCAUAGAAAUAAGUGCUGAAGAGUAUCAAGAUAGUUUGACUCUGUGUGCUCCAUGA